This is a messenger RNA of Brassica napus (rape), 2371 nucleotides long. Its product is annotated as xylan glycosyltransferase MUCI21-like. The transcript has 2 exons. NCBI's taxonomy places the organism in Eukaryota, Viridiplantae, Streptophyta, Magnoliopsida, Brassicales, Brassicaceae. The coding region runs from base 603 to 1964 and encodes 453 amino acids. The record is from RefSeq and is a predicted model, not a curated record. Gene Ontology annotation, molecular function: glycosyltransferase activity.
AGGAGUGUUAUGAACCAGACAGUGGAUGGCUCAUAACCAAGAGAUUAUGAUUUGUAAUCUUUACAUUUAUCUAUGAUAGUGUAAUCUCAUAUAUAAAGAACUUAUAUGUUAGACUUUUUCAUUACUUUUAUAACAUGAAACAAAUUAUGUCUUUAUUAAAUUUGGUAGUACAUGAUUUCAAUAUCUGUCCAAGUUUUUUUUAUGAUUAUCAAAACAACAAAUGAAGAAAACAUGUAAGCGACUAACCGAACACUACAUUUAGAUACAUAGUUAAUUAGAGAUAUGUUCUAUUACAAUCUUCCCAUGCAAUCAUCAUUUUAUUAUUUAAAACUUCUGUAUAUAUUAAUUAAUAAAAUUGUUUAUUUUUGUUAAAGGUUUUACCAAUUAAAAUUAUUAAAUUGUUAGUCACGUAGCGGCUGACACUAAAAUAAAGGUGGUUGUUAGAGAAUGCCUUCCCUACAUAUGUAUAUUUUCUCGUCUGCAUUUUCUGAAUCUUCUUACAAUGUUUUUCUUCUUUUAUCCUCCAUUAAAGGACACCUAAAGACUAUAUAUAUUAAGCUUCAAUCGAAUUUCUAUACAUAUAUUUCUCCUUGCAAAGAAUCAUGGUUAUAAAAACGACAGAGAGAAACUAUUCUGUGGCAGCAGUUGCCUUGGUCAUCGUUAUGGCUUUGUAUCUUGUUGCUCUGUUCUCCACCGUGUCCGACCUUAAGUUGAUUCCUUCGCUAAGUUUGUCUCAAGGCAUGUUACAACAAACAUGGGAAUCAAUAAAAAUCGACAAGCCUCCACAAGAGACAACUUCAUCAACAAUCAUAUGUGAUCGAUCCCACACUAACUACGAUCUCUGUUCAAUCAACGGCUUAUGUCAUCUCGACAUCAGAAACCAAACUAUCACUCUCAUGGACCCCACUUUUGCCACAUCAGCACCGAUUGUUGAGAAGAUCAGACCAUACCCAAGAAAGGCAGAUAACUGGAUCAUGUCCAAAAUUCAAGAACUAACACUGACCUCAGGUCCAAUGGGCCUAACCAGAUCAUGUGACAUAACACAUGAUUCGCCGGCUAUUGUUUUCAGCGCUGGAGGUUACACCGGAAGCAUCUAUCACGAUUUCAUGGAUGGUUUCAUUCCGCUUUUCAUCACGGCCAAUGUGAUCUACCCCGACCGUGAUGUCAUCCUUGUGGUAGCUAAUCCUAGGGAAUGGUGGAUGCCGAAAUACAUGGAAGUUUUAGGUGCGUUUAGCAAACACAAACCCAUAUUACUCGAGAAUGAAAAUGCGUCUGUUACGCAUUGUUUCACUUCAGCUAUUGUGGGUUUAAUCUCACAUGGGCCUAAAGCAAUAAACUCGACCCGAUUACCUAAUUCAAAAUCAUUAGAGGACUUUCACAACCUUCUAGACAAAGCCUUCAACACAAAUAUACCAACUUUCAAAAUCCAAAAGCCUCGUCUCAUAUUGAUCAGUCGAUAUGGCAACAUUGGUAGGGUGAUAUUAAACGAGGAGAAGGUCAAAGAGAUGCUUGAAAACGUUGGGUUCGAGGUAAUCACAUUUAGACCAACGGGAACGACGAGCAUGAGAGAAGCGUAUGAACUUAUAAAGUCGAGUCAUGGGAUGGUCGGGGUUCAUGGUGCAGCAUUAACCCAUUUGUUGUUUCUUAGACCCGGUUCGGUUUUCGUUCAGGUUGUUCCCGUUGGAGUAGGUUGGGUGGCUAAUUGUUACGGAUCGCCUGCUAAAGCAAUGAAGUUGGAGUAUAUGGAGUAUUCUAUUGAUGUGGAAGAAAGUAGUUUGGUAGAGAAGUAUAGUAGAGAUGAUUUGGUUUUUAAAGAUCCUAUCGCUUUUAGCAGGAAGGAUUGGGGUGUGACUAAAAAAGUUUAUUUAAAAGAACAAGAUGUUAGAUUAGAUGUGAACCAGUUUAGGAAUCAUAUGAAUAAAGCGUACGAGAAAGCUAAAUUGUUUAUGGAUUUAAACGGUUGAGUUGAUUAUACGUUUAUGCUUAUCGUAAUGGUUUGUAAUAUCCGAGUACAAAAUGUCUUUUAUAUAUAAAUUUAUCCAUUUAUUUGAUGGUCAGUUUGAAUAAAUAUACUAUUCUUUUGUGUGUUUAUGUGCGUAUUCUUAUACAUUAAUAAUAAAUCACAAAUAUGAUUCGCUCAAGAAGGCAAAAAUCAAAAUAUGAUUUGAAUGAAAGGGAACCAAAACUAAACUGAAAUUCAUAUUUAGCAUCGUUUGGCCAAACAUGAAAUUGGUUUUUGAAAUGAUUUAUUAAUCAUCUGCUGAGCUAAGAUGGUCCAAUGAUUGUCUAAAUUCAUAUUUGAUUCAGUACGUGACUAACUUGAUUUACGAGUUUCAUUAUACUGUAUGUCGUGUUCAUGAGCUGUGUUUUU